Molecule: messenger RNA, 3311 nt
Organism: Xiphias gladius (swordfish)
Lineage: Eukaryota; Metazoa; Chordata; Actinopteri; Istiophoriformes; Xiphiidae
Gene: sema4ba
Product: sema domain, immunoglobulin domain (Ig), transmembrane domain (TM) and short cytoplasmic domain, (semaphorin) 4Ba
Exons: 16
Coding region: 663-3173 (836 amino acids)
Biological process (GO): negative chemotaxis; negative regulation of axon extension involved in axon guidance; axon guidance
Molecular function (GO): semaphorin receptor binding; chemorepellent activity
Source: RefSeq, a predicted model, not a curated record
AAGCUACAGGACACGCUUUUGUUAAAAUCUUCUCUGCUGCCGUGCCGCCGACCGAAUAUUUUUCAUUUCAGUCGGAAAGAAGAGUCUACGAGGAUCCUGAAAAUGUCUUUACAACCGCGUUUGUAAUGGGAGGAGCUCCAGUGUGUUGAGUGGCCGGAGGCAGGCUGUAGUAAGACACUGUGUCAGAGAGAGGGAGAGUGUGGACCUGCAGACUCAGUGCUGUCAUCUACUAGAGCUUUAAACUCUUUUCUUGUGCGGAUUUUCUUCUGACACUUCCUGAAGGAGGAAUCGAUCUGUCUGUCACCGAAAGGAAACCAUUUUUAGAUCUGAAGGAAGUUUUUGUGUCACGGCUGAGUGGGACAGAGCAUCUGAGCUGAGGCGCUGUGGUGUUGUGAACGCAUGGAGGCUGAUCAGUGGAGGCUUUCCGUCUUUUUCUGAAGUCACAGGUCGUCGUUUCAAACCAGCCUCAUCGUCUGCAGCCCCGAAGGAGUGCCGUGACGUCACAACAGUGCAUAGGCCUUCCAUUCAAGGAGCCUGGAGUUGCAGUAAGAGCGAGAGGGGGAGAGAAAAAAUAAACACGGGUUAAAAAAGACGCUCUUCAUGAAUUACCCAAAACCCUGAAAGGCAAAUACUGCAAGUUGGCUCCUCGGUCCUGAGGAGGCAUGUGGACAAUGAGUAUGGCUUGGCUAUGUCUCCCAGCCUGCAUUUUCCUGCUUGUUUGUUGCUUUCAUACAGCUGUCAUGGAAAACGAUGUCACUCCACGUCUCACCUUCUCCUACAACGCGAAGGAGAGGACGACCAGAAGUUUCACAGUCGGCGGAGUCUUCAACUACACCUCUCUCCUCCUCAGUAAAGAAGACAAUAUGCUGUACGUUGGCGCUCGGGAGAUUCUCUUCGCUCUCAACCUCUCUGAUAUCAGCGCAGUCAAGCUACAAAGAAAUUUCACAUGGACAACUCCAGAGAGGAAGAGAGAGGAAUGCAGUUUCAAAGGCAAAGACCUGCAGACGGAUUGCUUCAACUACAUCAAGAUUUUACUACGUAUGAACAGCACUCAUCUGUACGUUUGUGGGACAUACGCCUUCAGCCCCAUCUGUGGUUACAUAAACACCGCAGAUUUCUCUCUUGUCAGGAGUGAUACCGGUGAGAUUGUUACAGAGGAUGGACGAAGCCGCUGCCCGUUCAACCCUGAAUACAAGUCCACCGCCAUCAUGGCUGAUGGAGAGCUGUAUGCCGGUACAGUCAGUAACUUCCAAGGAAAUGAACCCAUCAUUUACAAGAGUAUAAGCCAAGGAACCGCUCUAAAAACAGAAAACUCGCUCAACUGGCUUCAAGACCCGGCCUUUGUUGGUUCUGCCUACAUACAGGAGAGCCUGCCCAAGGGUAACCCAGUGGGCGAUGACGAUAAGAUUUACUUCUUCUUCAGUGAAGCGGGAAAGGAGUUUGAUUUCUUUGACAACACCAUUGUGUCACGCAUUGCUCGCGUGUGUAAGGGUGACAUGGGAGGCGAGAGAGUUCUGCAGAAGAAAUGGACAACUUUCCUGAAGGCUCAGCUCUUGUGCUCGUUGCCCGAUGAUGGUUUUCCGUUCAACAUAAUACAAGACAUGUUUGUGCUGACACCCAGCCCCGAGGACUGGAAGAACACUGUGUUUUACGGAGUCUUCACAUCUCAGUGGUACAAGGGUGCUUCAGGAAGCUCUGCAGUGUGUUCCUUCACAAUGGACCAGGUGGAGAAAGCGUUCAAUGGGCGAUACCGUGAGGUCAACAGAGAGACCCAGCAGUGGUACACAUACAACCAUCCGGUCCCAGAGCCUCGGCCUGGAGCGUGUAUCACAAAUGCUGCCAGAGAGCAGAGCAUCUCCUCCUCGCUGCACAUGCCGGACAAGGUGCUGAAUUUUGUCAAAGAUCACUUCCUGAUGGACAGCGUGAUUCGCAGCCAGCCUCUCCUGCUGAAACGUAAUGUCCGCUACACCCAGAUUGCGGUCCAUCGAGUCCUGGCAGCACACAAGGCCCAUAACGUGCUCUUCAUUGGCACAGAUGAUGGAAGACUUCAUAAAGCCAUCAAUGUCAACAACAAGAUGCACAUUAUCGAGGAGAUGGUGGUCUUCCGUGAUUCCCAACCAGUGCAGCACAUUGAGCUGGAUACUGAAAAGGGUCAGCUUUAUGUUUCCUCUUACUCUGAACUGGUGGAGGUCCCAGUAGCUAACUGCACUAAUUAUCAGAGCUGCGGGGAGUGCAUCCUCUCCAGGGAUCCUUACUGUGCCUGGAACGGGCAGCAGUGUGUGGAUGUCAGACAGACUUCAACAAGAAAUUCCUGGCAGCAGGAUGUAGAUGAGGCAGACACAUCAGCUAUUUGCAACAAGACAGUGCCAAGCCCACGGUUUGCUAAACCUCCACCUACACGAAAGUCUUCAUGUCAUAUGAUCAUUAUCCCAGCCAACACGUUCAAAGUACUGCCUUGCAAACUGCGCUCGAAUCUGGCUGAGAGGAGAUGGAAGUUCAGUGACAGCGCAGGUCACUUCCAUUACCCCAGCCCAGAGGGGGGGCUAGUAGUGGUAGCUCAAGCGGACAAGCAGGAAACCUAUGAGUGCUGGUCAGUGGAGGAAGGCUUCAGACAGCUGCUGGCAAACUACUGUGUGAGGGGCGAGGCCAAGCAGGAGAGCACCACCCUGACAGGCCAUUCACAUACGCCACAUAUCUCCCAGGAGGAGUUCAUCAUCCUGCCGGGGAAGGCCCGCUCGCCGCAGAUCAACACCAAGACCUACUGGAAUGAGCUGAUCGUAGUCUGUUCCCUCCUGGUGUUUUCCCUGGUGGUCUUCUCUCUGUUUGUGGUUUACAGGAACCGCGACCACAUGAAGUCCAUGCUCAAGGAGGGAGAGUGCUCCAGCAUGCAGCAGAAGAAGCCCAGAAUAGUGGGGAAACCGGCUGAAAACUUGCCACUCAACGGCAACACAGUCACGGCGUCAGUGUCAGAUCACAAGGGCUACCAGACUCUUAACGACAACUACAUCUGCAGCACUCCACCGCACGAGUGCUCGUCGCCUGACAACAGCAAGAGCUUCUCAGAGUCGGAGAAGAGGCCUUUGAAUUUGAGAGAGAGCCAUGUAGAGAUUUCUCCCACAUGCCCACGGCCCCGAGUCAGACUGGGCUCUGAGAUUAAAGACUCUAUAGUGUGAGGCUGGCUUCAUUUUAUGUGGAGUGACUCAUUUUAAACUGAAAGGAAAGAGUGCACUUGCUGAGAAAGACAAAACCCUAUGAAAGGGAAAACUGAGGAACAUCAGACUCUUUGUGGAGAGACAUUUCAUUACACAGAU